This is a messenger RNA of Chlorocebus sabaeus (green monkey), 7806 nucleotides long. Lineage: Eukaryota; Metazoa; Chordata; Mammalia; Primates; Cercopithecidae. The record is from RefSeq and is a predicted model, not a curated record.
CCAGACAGGAAGCCAGAGGAGCGGCGCGCGACCAGUGGGGAGUGCGGGCACUGCCAGGAGUGAGGGCGUGAAUGUGGGAAAGUGGGUGAACAACUUCAGGGCUCAGACCUGCUGUACGCCAGACAGAAAGGGAAGCGAGACCGACGGCGGGUGGGGAAAGAGACAUUUGGUCGGAGUCACCUAUGUUUCUGGGCACGAAUGAGCUGUAGAGCAGGAUCCGCCAGCAUCGGAGACUGGGGCCCGCCCUGCAGGAGGCAGGAGCCAGGCAGAAAAGUGGGAGCGUUGGCCAAGCGCUCCUGCAAGAUCAGAGAGGACGGCGGGAGGGGACAGCGGGCGGUCGCAGCGCACAGAGCUUGCUGGCCAGGGAGGAGCGAGUCUCCGUGGGCGCCGCCGCCGCCCCAGCCUGCGCGCCUCUCUCCUGGCGCGUGCCAGUCUGCCACUCUGGGAGCUGGGUCCUAGCACCACAGACUUAUCCUUCGCCUGCACUUUCCGUCUUUCUUCUCUAGGCGCCCAUCAACAAUGGAUGGCAACUCCCUGCUCUCUGUACCAAGCCAUGUGGGUAGUUGAACAAAACUCACCUACCUGCCUCUCUGCUGCCUUGCCCACCAGGAGAGACUCCCAGGAAUCCAGCAACUUGGAGUCAUCACGGAUGUAUGACGUUUUGGGACCACAGCAGGGCAGAGGCUGUGGCAACUCAGGAGGCGGCCCAGGGAACUCCAUCACUGCCUGCAAGAAGGUUCUUCGCAGCAACAGCUUACUGGAGUCAACAGACUACUGGUUGCAGAAUCAGAGGAUGCCUUGCCAAAUUGGUUUUAUAGAAGACAAGUCUGAAAACUGUGCUUCUGUCUGCUUUGUGAAUCUUGAUGUGAACAAGGAUGAAUGCAGCACAGAGCACCUGCAACAGGUAACAUUUGAAACUCAAGCUGUCCAGGAGAAACUGGUCAAUGUUUCACCAGAUCUUCCAAAACUUAUCAGUUCCAUGAAUGUCCAACAACCAAAAGAAAAUGAAAUUGUUGUCCUAAGUGGAUUAGCCUCUGGAAAUCUCCAGGCAGAUUUUGAAGUUUCACAGUGCCCUUGGCUGCCAGAUAUCUGCUUGGUCCAGUGUGCAAGAGGGAACAGACCAAACAGUACCAAUUGCAUCAUCUUUGAAAUCAACAAAUUUCUGAUUGGUCUGGAACUGGUGCAGGAGCGACAGCUCCACCUGGAAACAAACAUCUUAAAACUGGAGGAUGACACGAACUGUUCCUUAUCCUCAAUCGAGGAAGACUUUCUCACUGCUUCUGAGCACUUGGAGGAGGAAAGCGAGGUGGAUGAAUCUAGGAACGGUUAUGAAAAUAUAAAUGUCUCAGCCAAUGUUUUGGAAAGUAAACAGCUAAAGGGAGCCACCCAGGAGGAAUGGAAUUACAACAAGGAAAAGUGGCGUUAUGCUUUGGAAGACAAAUACAUCAACAAAUAUCCCACACCAUUGAUUAAAACAGAACGAUCUCCAGAAACCCUAACAAAGAACACAGCCUUGCAGAGUCUAGAUCCCUCAGCCAAGCCAUCACAGUGGAAAAGUGAAGCUGUAGGGAAUAAAAGAGAAGCCACCCAUUAUUAUUAUUCAGAAGAUUUUAAAGGUCAAAUGGAAAAAUCACAGGCACUGUAUAUUCCAAAAGAUGCUUAUUUCUCCAUGAUGGAUAAAGAUGUACCUUCUGCAUGUGCUGUGGCUGAGCAGAGAAGCAACCUAAACCCAGGAGAUCAUGAAGACACAAGAAACGCUCUCCCUCCUGUACAAGAUGGAGAAGUCACCACUGGCAAGUAUGCUACAAAUUUAGCAGAAUCCGUGCUGCAGGAUGCGUUUAUUAGAUUAUCUCAGUCUCAGCCCACAUUACCCCAGGAAUCUGCAGUCAGUGUUUCUGUAGGAAGUUCUCUGCUUCCCAGUUGCUAUUCCACAAAAGAUACAGUGGUUUCUCGGUCAUGGAAUGAGCUCCCCAAAAUAGUCGUCGUUCAGAGUCCAGAUGGCAGCGAUGCUGCCCCCGAGCCAGGCAUCUUCUCAGGGCCUGAGAUGGAAGCCUCUGUUGAAACCUCAAGUCUCCUCUCUGGAGAGAACCCCAGCAGACAAUCCCAGAGUGCUCUAGAAGUGGCGUUAGCUCGUGCAGCCACUGUGAUUGGAACCAUUUCCAGUCCACAGGCCACAGAAAGACUCAAAAUGGAGCAAGUGGACUCAAACUUUCCACUAGAGGGCAGUGGUGCACUGCAAACGCAGGCACCCCAGGGACUCAAGGAACCUUCCAUCAAUGAGUACUCCUUUCCAUCUGCUUUGUGUGGCAUGACUCAAGUGGCCAGUGCCGUGGCUGUCUGUGGUCUAGGUGAAAGAGAAGAGGUGAUGUGCUCAGUGGCUCCAAGUGGUGGCCUCUCGCCUGCAGCUGAGGCUUCUGAAGCCAUGCCCCCACCUAGUAGUUUAGCAAGCAUGGAGCUUGGCAAGGAAGCCAUUGCUGAGGGAUUGCUCAAGGAGGCUGCUCUGGUUUUAACAAGGCCUAAUACCUACAGUAGUAUUGGAGACUUCCUGGACUCCAUGAACAGGAGAAUCAUGGAAACUGCUUCAAAGUCUCAGACCCUGUGCUCAGAAAAUGUCCUCAGGAAUGAACUGGCACAUACCCUGUCCAAUGUUAUCCUGAGGCAUUCCAUUGAUGAAGUUCACCACAAAAAUAUGAUAAUCGACCCCAAUGGCAACAGGUAUUCAUCUGAAAUUCUGGACACCUUAAUGGAAAGUACAAAUCAACUGCUUUUCGAUGUGAUAUGCUUCACGUUCAAGAAGAUGAGUCAUAUUGUACGGCUUGGUGAAUGUCCUGCUGUCCUUUCUAAGGAGACCAUCGGAAGGAGGGAGACAGAACCUGGCUGCCAGCCAUCUGAUCCGGGUGCUAGUCUAGCUUGGACAAAAGCCACUGAAUCCUCCAGCAGCUCUCCACUUAGCAAUUCACACAACACGAGUCUUGUCAUCAACAAUCUUGUGGAUGGCAUGUAUUCAAAACAAAACAACGGUGGAGUGAGGCCAGGCCUCUUCAAGAACCCCAUGCUGCAGUCAGAAUUAUCACAUGGUCACAGGGUGCCCGAUUCUUCGACUGCUACAACAACCCCCAAGGAAAUAUAUCUGAAAGGAACAGCGGGAGAGGAUACAAAAAGCCCUCAUCACAGUGAGAAUGAAUGCAGAGUCUCUUCCGAAGCACAAAGGUCCCCGACGGUUGGCCAGUCCAGAAGCGGUUCCCAGGAGGCUGAGGACAGUAUCCACCCAAACACCCAAGAAAAGUACAACUCUGCCACAUCUUGCAUCGACGAAGUUCAAGUCAACCUGUCCGUGUUAGGGGAUGACGUGCUGCUUCCUGCUCAAUCCAUGCUUCAAACAAAGCAUCCAGACAUCUACUGCAUUACAGACUUUGCGGAAGAAUUAGCAGACACGGUUGUCUCCAUGGCAACUGAAAUUGCAGCGAUUUGCCUUGACAACUCCAGUGGAAAACAACCCUGGUUCUGUGCAUGGAAAAGAGGGAGUGAGUUUCUGAUGACACCCAGUGUACCCUGCCGAUCCUUGAAGAGGAAGAAAGAGAACCAGGGGAGCGGGGCCGCUGUGAGGAAACACAAGCCGCCCCGGCUCAGUGAGAUCAAGAGGAAGACGGAUGAGCAUCCCGAGCUUAAAGAGAAGCUGAUGAACAGGGUUGUGGAUGAGUCCAUGAACCUUGAGGAUGUCCCAGAUUCUGUCAACCUUUUUGCCAAUGAAGUGGCAGCCAAGAUCAUGAACCUAUCGGAGUUCUCUAUGGUGGACGGCAUGUGGCAGGCGCAGGGCUAUCCCCGGAAUCGCUUACUGAGCGGUGACAGGUGGAGCCGGCUGAAGGCCUCUAGCUGCGAAAGCAUUCCUGAGGAAGACUCCGAGGCCAGGGCCUAUGUCAACAGCCUGGGCUUAAUGAGCACGCUGAGCCAGCCGGUCAGCAGGGCCAGCUCUGUCUCCAAACAGUCGAGCUGUGAGAGCAUCACCGAUGAGUUUUCCAGGUUCAUGGUGAACCAGAUGGAAAAUGAAGGGAGAGGAUUUGAGUUACUGCUGGAUUACUAUGCUGGCAAGAACGCCAGCAGCAUUCUGAGCUCAGCCAUGCAACAGGCGUGCCGGAAAAGUGACCACCUCAGUGUGAGACCAAACUGUCCCUCUAAGCAAUCCAGCACAGAGAGCAUCACUGAGGAGUUCUACAGGUACAUGCUGAGGGACAUCGAAAGAGACAGCAGAGAAAGCACCUCCUCCAGACGGAGCAGCCAGGAUUGGACAGCCGGCCUGCUGUCUCCUUCUCUGCGAUCCCCAGUGUGCCACAGACAGUCGUCCAUGCCAGACAGCAGAUCCCCAUGCUCCAGGCUGACAGUGAAUGUGCCCAUCAAAGCCAACUCUUUAGAUGGCUUUGCUCAGAACUGCCCACAGGAUUUCCUAAGCGUGCAGCCGGUCAGUAGCACGUCCUCAUCCGGUCUCUGCAAAUCUGACUCUUGCUUGUAUCGGAGAGGUAGGACUGACCACAUCACGAACAUGUUAAUUCAUGAAACGUGGGCGAGCUCCAUUGAGGCCCUCAUGCGCAAGAACAAAAUCAUUGUGGAUGAUGCGGGGGAAGCCGAGGCUGAGCCUGUUUCUGGUGGCUCUCCCUCGCAAGCAGAGACGUGUGCAAAUAGAUUAGCUGCCAGCAGGAUGUGCAGUGGGCCAACUCUGCUUGUUCAGGAGUCUCUCGAUUGCCCGAGGAAAGACUCUGUUACCGAAUGUAAACAGCCCCCAGUGUCAUCUUUGAGCAAAACUGCUUCUCUUACAAACCACAACCCUUUAGAUUCUAAAAAGGAAACUUCCUCGUGCCAGGACACUGUAGCAAUAAACCACAAAAGGCGAUCACUUUGCUCGAGGGAAGUGCCUUUGAUUCAGAUUGAAACAGAUCAGAGAGAAGCCUGUGCUGGGGAACCUGAACCCUUCCUUUCCAAAAGCAGCCCCCCAGAGGAAGCAGAAGAGCAUUCGAAUGACAAAAACAUCUCAGAUGUGGUGAGAGGUGGAGACACAGCCGUGAGCGCUUGUCAAAUCCAUAGUGACAGCCUUGAUGCCAGAGAUGUACCACAGACUGAAGCCUCCACAGAAGCCAGAGCCCCCGAUGAGUCCCCCAACCCUCCAAGCAGCAGUGAGGAGAGCACAGGCAGCUGGACCCAGCUUGCCAAUGAGGAGGACAACCCAGAUGACACAAGUAGCUUUCUGCAGCUCAGUGAGCGAUCCAUGAGCAAUGGCAACAGUAGUGCCACUAGCAGUCUUGGCAUUAUGGACCUGGACAUUUAUCAGGAAAGCAUGCCAUCUUCUCCCAUGAUUAAUGAAUUACUGGAAGAAAAGGAGACUCUUAAAGAACAGUCAGAAAGCAUAGAGGCGCCUGCAUCUGGACUGCCCAUGGGAACAGCCAGCCCCCAGAGGAGCCUGCUGGUGAUCAACUUUGACCUGGAGCCAGAGUGUCCAGAUGCCGAGCUCCGAGCCACCCUGCAGUGGAUAGCUGCCUCCGAACUUGGAAUUCCCACCAUCUACUUUAAGAAGUCUCAGGAAAACAGAAUUGAAAAGUUUCUAGAUGUCGUGCGGCUGGUUCAUCAGAAGUCCUGGAAAGUGGGUGAUAUCUUCCAUGCAGUCGUCCAGUACUGCAAAAUGUAUGAGGAGCAGAAGGAUGGGAGACUGAGUCUCUUUGACUGGCUCCUGGAACUGGGAUAAGGCAGUCUGCCCUAUAGAGCAUUCCUUCCCUUUAUUCAGCUUAGAUUACAGUGGUUUGUUCUAAAUGCUCUAAACGUUCUCAAAACAUCACAUCACAUUAGCAGAGCUAUAAAAAAAAAAUCUGCUACUCAAAUCCACUGCAUAUAGAAUAAAUAGGAGGAAAAGCAAAAUAUAGGUCUGUCCAAAUUCAUACAACUUGUGGGUGAGUUCCAAAGAGCUUGGAUUAGAAGGGCUGGACAAAGAGAAAUUUCAAUGGGGCCCAAAUUAUAAGGCUUAUAAUGAGACCCAGUCUCCAGGAAAACAAUGCUCACAUAUGUUUAAUCAUAUAAAAUGAUUUGUAAUAUCUCUAAUUAACAAACUCAGUGGUCAAAAUAAUUUUUAAAAGUAUUCUGUAACCUAUAUUUUACUUUUUGUGAUUAUGUUAAGGGGCUGCCAGCCCAGGGAAAUACUUAAGAUAUGAGUGAGGAAUCCCCAGGCUUUUAUACAAAAGAUUUCCACUUUCAAACCAAUGUCAGUGGACAUUGAUAAAAGGAUAGCAGCAUCCCCUACUGAGAUGACUUCAUUUAUUACCUACAGCCCACUGAUAAAUAUCCCACUUCUCCCAAAUAGUGUCUGGGCUCCCAGCUAAGCAGAAAACUAGUUUCAAUUGGCAUUCAACUGAAGAAGAGGAAAAUAAAAGAUUGUCUUGUUUCCAUCCCUGUAUUACUUGGGGAACAUGAUCACAUAUUCUUAUCCUAACAGAAAGCUCUCAUAUUUAAAAAAAAAAAAAAAAAAAAAAAGUCUUUUCAGAUAAAAUCUGCUUGUGUCUUGAAUAAUAUGACAUACAAACUUCCACUUUAUUUUAUUAUAAAUUAUAAAGAGAUUAUUGUCUUAAAUAAUAUAUUGAGUUAGCUUCGAGCUUCCUAACUUAUGAAGAGAUUGUUGUCUAAAGUCACAUAUUGACAUUGAGCUCAUGGUUUGUUUCAUCACGUGUGUGCUGGUAGCUGUACAGCAGACACGCCACUCCAAUGACAUUUUUAAUGACAGAAGCAGGGUAAUGGUCUCAUAUUUGACAUCAUCAGUUAGGAUCAUAGACUUACCCUGACUUGUGGAUAUUAGCCUUGAAUUGGGGGAAAAGAAGAUUUUGUCACAUUUUAGUUAUUUUAAUAACAGAGAUUUACUCUUUUGAAAAAUAAAGGUAUCUAAUGUCCCUUAAUAAGUCUUCUUUCCUUCCAAAUAAUGACCUACACGGACUUUUAUUUUCUUGAUCAAAGAGGUGUUUAUUAAGGAUUUCUGGAUAUACUAUACUUUUACUCUAUUUUUCAAGAUCACAAAGUAAUUUUAAAUGUCAACAGGUUCUCAUACAUGAAUGCUGGCCUCACCUGCUCUAUCAGCCACAUUUUGAAAUGCAAAGAAAGCUCCCUUGUAAGCCAUCCUUCCUUCCCCACUCCCAUCCUAGGAUAGUUGCCCAGUGCUCAUUAGGCAUUUAUUAUUGAAAUAGUCCAAAUUUAGGUUAUUAUGCUUAAUUUGACACAUUAACCAAAUGCCCAGUUUUAAAAUAUAUCCAUCAAUUCAUGCUGAAAUGUGCUUCUUUGUGCUAUCAAAUGGAAUAGAAUACACUUAUUUUUUAAACAAUCCCAGAAUAUUGUGUGUAGACUUUCAUUGUGCUCGAAUAAACGUUUACUUAUCUUACAAAGCACAAAUACUGGAUUGUAACCAUGUGAUGAAGUUAUCUAUGUUGUACCUCACGUUGCAAAUUAAUCAAUAAAUCUCUGUUGUCAGAUUGUCGAUUAUUUUUUCUGCAAGAGCUUUAAGCACCUCAUAGGAAAAACAGUCACGGGACAAUUGGACAAAGGCCUAUAUAUCCCUUAGAAAAGCUUUGUUGUCCUGCUUUCAUUUAUUGGAAAACAUAAAGGUUCUUGGCUUCAUUUGUUAAAAUCAGUAAUAUUCAUGGAAAUCAGUUUCUCAAACUUGGCACUAUUGACAUUUGGGACCACAUCAUUCUUUGUUGCAAAGGGUUAUCCUGAAUAUUGUGACGUGUUUAGCAACAUUCCUGGCCUCUACCCACUAGAUGCUAGUAACCACCCCCUCACAGU